This is a messenger RNA of Paramuricea clavata, 3700 nucleotides long. NCBI's taxonomy places the organism in Eukaryota, Metazoa, Cnidaria, Anthozoa, Malacalcyonacea, Plexauridae. The record is from the annotation of a GenBank genome assembly.
AUGUUUUUGAUGAAACUCAAGAAAGCUGGGAGACGUAUAUCGACGUAUUUCUUUGCUGCAAACGAUGUCGACGACAAUCAUCAAGUGCCAACUCUGCUGAGUUUGAUUGGAAGCAAAACGUACUCAUUAUUAAAGGAUUUACUUUUGCCAGAAAAGCCUGCAGACAAGAACUUUGAUGAAAUAGUAAGUACAUUACAGAAGCAUUUAAAUCCUAAACCACUAGAAAUAACCGAACGGUUUCGUUUUUAUAAGAUAAAUCAGCAAGAAGGGGAGGGCAUUUUAGGUUAUGUAGCUGAGUUAAAGAAAUUAACCACACAUUGCAAUUUUGGAAGUAACUUGGGAGAAACCUUGCGCGACAGAUUGGUGUGUGGAUUAAGUAAUCAGCAAAUUCUGAAACCUCUCCUUGCAGAGUCGAAAUUAAAAUUCUCCAAAGCUGCUGACAUAGCAGUUGCUAUGGAAACAGCCACUCGAGAUGCUACAGAGAUCCACAGCGAGGGUAGAGAAGAAAAACCUCUUGGUCUUGACAAACUGACACUGAACAGACCCUCGAAUAGAUCAGAUAGUGGCCCACCUUCCCCUGUAGUGUGUUAUCGAUGUGGAGCUAAUACUCAUGUUGCAACUGAGUGUAGAUUUAAGAAAGAAGUCUGUCACAAGUGUGGAAAGAGAGGUCAUAUUUAAAGAGCUUGCCGGUCACAACAAAGCCAGGGGCCCGGUAGACCCUCGCCCAGAUCAAGAUACCAGAAAUCGACCAAUUCCAUAGAGACCGAACCAGAUAAGUAUGGACACUUGUUGAAUAACCUAGAAGUUCAUAAUGUAAACAAAUCAAACAAUGAUGUCAUAUGGGUUGAUGUGAAAGUUGAAAAUCAACCACUAUCCAUGGAAAUAGACACAGGAUCGGCCGUGUCCAUUUUGCCAUGUGACAUGUUCUUGGAAAAAUUUCGCGACAAGAAGUUAGAGAAAACAACCACUGUACUAAAGACCUAUACUGGUGAACUGAUCGUUCCAGUUGGUUGCCUUACCAUGCAAGUUGAAUACUUAGAUCAAUUAUGUCUAUUGCCAUUCCAUGUAGUCCAGACUAAGGGUCCAGUGUUAAUGGGUCGAGAUUGGCUUCACAAGCUUCGCCUCAACUGGAAAACCAUUAAGUUGUUGAAAGCCUCAGAUCCCAGCCAUAGAAAUCCUGGCACGACUACACAAGGGAUACUGAAAAACCUAUUGGAUACGUAUGCAGAGGUUUUUGAAGACAAGCUGGGAACUUUCAAAUCUGCCAAAGCAAGGAUAACUCUUAAAGAAGGUAGUCAACCACAGUUUCGCAAAGCUCGUCAGGUCCCAUAUUCCUUACGACCGAAAGUGGAGGAAAAACUGAAGAGACUUCAGAGCGAAGGUAUUUUGUCGAAAGUAGAGUGGAGUGAUUGGGCGACACCGAUUGUACCAGUGCCGAAACAAGAUGGUUCAGUCCGUAUUUGUGGUGACUUCAAAGGUACUAUUGACUACUAUUAACCCAACACUACAAGCAGAACAGUAUCCUCUGCCUCGAAUCGAAGAUAUCUUUGCCCAUUUAGCUGGUGGGAAAAAGUUUUCCAAGAUCGACCGCCGCCAAGCUUACCAUCAGAUUGAGCUGCAAGAAGAAUCCAAGAAGUACCUUACACUUAAUACGUCCAUGGGCUUGUUUCAAUACAAUCGAUUGGUGUUUGGUAUUACAUCGGCUCCCGCCAUUUCGCAGCGUACCAUGGAUCAGCUUCUGGAAGGAACUUCUGGUAUUAGUUGUAUCCUAGAUGAUAUGAUUGUGACCGGUAAAAGCGACGGAGAGCAUAUGGCUAACCUGGAGGAGGUCUUUCGACGGCUGCACCACCAUGGGUUAAGAGCCAAUAAAUCGAAGUGUGAGUUCUUCAAAGAGAAGAUCACGUUCUGUGGCCACGACAUUAAUAGCGAAGGCCUACACAAGACCACCGACAAGACAGCUGCAAUGGUGAAUGCCCCUCGCCCCCAGAGUGUUGCAGUCUUGCAGAGGUACGCUCCUUCCUAAGAUUGGUGAAUUAUUACUACAAAUUCCUGCCAAACCUUGCUACAAUCAUAGAUUAUAUAUCAUACCAGAUGUCUCACUCAGCCAAAAUUGUGUCCGCGAUUUUUAUCAGCACGCGUUGGCCGCCAUUUUGGCAGUAAGCGUAAUCCACUCCAUGAAACGUGAGCAAUCACGCAUUUUGGCAGUAAGCGCCAUUUUGGCAGUAAGCGCCAUUUUGGCAGUAAGUGUCGCACGCGUCAUCUGGCGUGAUAGCCUCGCGAAAAUCGCGGACAUGACACUAGUAUGAUCUAUAAUCUAUGCUACAAUCCUGCAUCCAUUGAACCAAAUGCUGGAAAGUAACUACCAAUGGAACUGGACAGAUCAAUGCGAAGAAGCCUUUUGCAAAGUUAAAGCAAUGGUUGUUUCAGAUCUGGUGCUUACACAUUAUGAUCCUAACCUUCCCUUACAACUGGCUUGUGAUGCUUCACCUGUAGGAAUUGGAGCGGUACUGUCCCAUGUCAUGACAGACGGAACAGAGCGACCGAUAGCGUUUGCAUCGAGAUCCCUGUCGAAGGCGGAGCGCAACUACGCACAGAUAGAUAAAGAAGCGCUUGCUACAGUGUGGGGAGUCAAGAAAUUCCACAAUUGCCUUUUCGGUAGGAACUUUACCUUACUGACUGAUCAUGAGCCUCUCACUUCAAUCUUUCAUCCCAGCAAAAGCCUUCCUGUUGUUGACAGUUCACUGUGGUGUCCUAAUGCUUGGACACAGAGCAGUCAUUCCUGCAAAGUUGCGUAAUCAAGUGUUAACCGAGCUUCACGAAGGUCACCUCGGUAUUGUUAAAAUGAAGUCUCUGGCGCCAAGUUACAUCUAGUGGCCCAAAAUUGAUAAGGACAUUCAGCACCUAGCGAAGAGCUGCCCUGGUUGUCAACUUCAACAGAAUGAAGCCGGCAAAGUACCACUACACCCCUGGGAAUGGCCAACCACACCUUGGCAGAGAAUCCAUUUAGAUUUUGCUGGGCCGUUCCUAGGACGAAUGUUCCUUAUCAUUGUAGAUGCACACUCGAAGUGGCCUGAAGUGGAAAUAAUGCCAUCCACCACAUCGACGCAAACCAUUGACCGACUUCGAACCAUUUUUCCCCGAUAUGGAGUGCCAGCACAGGUGGUGACCGACAAUGGGCCACAAUUUACAUCCGCAGAGUUCCAACUAUUUUUAAAGACUAAUGGUAUCAAGCUUAUUACCACGGCCCCAUUCCACCCUGCAACCAACGGUCAAGCGAAACGUUUUGUUCAGAGUUUCAAACAUGCUAUGAAAUGCGAGAAACAAAGUGCAUCCCAGCUGAAAACCAAUAUGGCAAAGUUCCUUUUGGCUUACCGGAAUAGCCCGCAUUCGACUGGAGAAUCACCGUCCGUGUUGUUUUUGGGCAGACCGCUAUGGACUCGCCUCGAUUUGGUGAAACCUGAUUUACAAAGGAAUUCGAAAGUGAUGAACAGGCAAAUCGAUCAAGCGGGAAGGAAAGGACAUUCCCCCACACGCCAGUUAUCCAUUGGUCAGACAGUCAUGGCACGUAACUACAGUGGAAAAGACAAGUGGCUACCAGGCAUAGUUCGAGCUCAAACGGGACCCCUUUCGUACGAGAUAAAAGUUUGUCCAAAUCGAAUUUGGCGACGUCACAUCGACCAGCUUCGAGCCUCGAGUGUGA